GCCUUAGACUCUAAAACCUUAAAAAAAAUUUAUUAAAAACUAGCCUUUAAACCGGUCCGGGCCGGUUAACCAGUUCUACAGGGAUUUUGGUUGACUGGUCCGGUUGAUUGGAUGAAUUAAAGUGAACGAACCAACCCCAGUAACCCGGCCCCCUAAGUACCGGAUCGGGCGGGUUUCAACCGGUCUGGGGCGGGGCCGGGUCAACCCGUCCCGUUUAACACCUCUAGCGUGAAUGCAAGAUGCUUUGUGUACCAGACUGCACUUUUUUUUAAAGAAUCACCGAGUGCGUAGCACUUCAAAAAGGGAAAAUGAAUAAAAAAAAAAUUCUUUUGCAGUUAAAAAGAGGCAUUUAAUUUGGUCUCCCUUCAAGAAACCUUGAGAAGUAUAAUAGAAAAGGUUUCACUGCUAAUCAGAAAACCAAAAAUGGAAAAGUCUCACCAGCCAUUCUCCUCAAGAUUCAACUACUAGCCAGCAAUGUCAAUGUCUUCUAUUCAUUCAAAACUCAGCCAUAGAUUUCAAAUUCUCCCUAAACACUCAAAAUGUUCAAACAAAAGAAAGUACCUUUCACAAGCAAUCUUUAUAUAUAGCACACAACAUCAACAACGAAAACGCCUAACAACAACAAACUCCUCAAUCCGGAGCAUAUUUUAUAGAAGGCAUACAACAUCAACAGCAAAAACGUCUCAAUUCCAAGCAGUUUUCAUAUAAAGCGCACAACAUCAACAACAACGAGAACACCUCAACCACAAGCAGUUUCAAGAAUACUUUUGAAACUAAACAAUGAGAGUUUGACUUCUUCGUAACAGAACAAAUGGGAUUUUCAAACAUGAUAGGGAAGUAUCAUCUUGUAAGAACGAUUGGAGAAGGUACCUUUGCAAAGAUUAAGCUCGCCAUUAACACUAUCAACGGCGAAAAAGUAGCUAUCAAGAUCAUUGACAAACACAUGAUCAAGCAAAACAAUCUCAUAUACCAAGUUAAAAGAGAAAUACGGGCAAUGAAGCUCCUCAAUCACCCCAACAUAGUUCAAAUACACGAAGUAAUAGGGACAAAGACGAAAAUUUAUAUCGUCAUGGAGUAUGUACCAGGAGGGCCACUAUCAGAUCAGAUGUCAUACCUAACGAGAUUAGAAGAAAAAGAGGCAAGAAAAUACUUUCAACAGUUUAUUGAUGCUGUUGGUCAUUGCCAUAGCAAAGGGGUAUAUCACAGAGACCUAAAGCCACAAAACUUGCUUUUGGAUGGCAAGGGAAAUAUCAAAGUAUCAGAUUUCGGCCUCAGCACAUUGGCAAAGGCGAGUUCAUUGUUAUCCACCACAUGCGGAUCACCAAGCUAUGUAUCACCAGAGCUGCUCAGUCAAAAGGGCUAUGAGGGAGAAGCUGCAGAUAUUUGGUCAUGUGGGGUAAUCCUUUUCGAGUUACUAGCUGGAUAUCUACCCUUUGAUGAUAGUAACUUGUCAAACUUAUAUAGAAAGAUCUAUCGAGCUAAAUGCAUGUUUCCACGUUGGUUCACGGAAGACCAGAAAAAGCUAAUUUCCAGGAUACUAGACCCUAAUCCAAAAACGAGGAUAACAAUAGCAGAAAUUAUUGAAGAUGAAUGGUUUCAAAUGGAGCCAGUCGUGCGCGUAGAAUCCAAACAGCACAAUGGCAAGGAUGAUCGAUAUACAACAUUCAAUGUAAUUAAGGAAACUGAAGGAGGAUAUGACGUGGACGAAAGACCGAAUUUCAUAAAUGCCUUUAGGCUAAUAGCAAUGUCGCACGACCUAGAUUUGUCGCGUCUCUUUGAAGAAGAGGACAUGGAAAAGGAGAAGAUAACACUUGGAUCUAAGCACACAAUCGAUGAAACCAUAGAGAAAAUAAAGGCUGCUGCAGAACAUGUGAGACUAUCAGCUGAAAGAAUAGACAAGUGCAAGCUACAAAUUCACCCUAGCAAGAUGAUUAAAGCUUCAAAUUCAUACAUUGACCUAACAGCCCAGGUAGUUGAGCUCGCACCAAACCAUUGCGCCAUAGAAAUAACAAAGUCAGAAGGUGAACUGAGAUUAUACAAGCAGUUCUGCAAAAGUUUAUCAAGUAUGCUAACAAAGGAGGAAAGAUGCUUAAAAAAAACAUGUAAAAUGCAAAAGCUGGACGAAGACCAACAGGAUUAGAACUAUUCAAGUAUGAUCGGAGUUCGUUAACUUGACCGUAAAAUGGUGCAGAAAGCUUAGCAUGCAAGGAACACUCAAGUGCCUGAAGAGCAUAUUUACCGUAAAAAAUAUCACACAAUUUCCCCGAAGAUAACAAGUUUGGAAGUUCAAUAUGGAAAGAAGAGC
Messenger RNA from Nicotiana tabacum (common tobacco), 2305 nucleotides. RefSeq names its product CBL-interacting serine/threonine-protein kinase 21-like. Gene Ontology annotation, biological process: signal transduction; protein phosphorylation. The record is from RefSeq and is a predicted model, not a curated record. Lineage: Eukaryota; Viridiplantae; Streptophyta; Magnoliopsida; Solanales; Solanaceae. Gene Ontology annotation, molecular function: ATP binding; protein serine/threonine kinase activity.